Messenger RNA from Neocloeon triangulifer, 4040 nucleotides. RefSeq names its product DNA (cytosine-5)-methyltransferase 1-like. Gene Ontology annotation, cellular component: nucleus. The record is from RefSeq and is a predicted model, not a curated record. Gene Ontology annotation, molecular function: DNA (cytosine-5-)-methyltransferase activity. NCBI's taxonomy places the organism in Eukaryota, Metazoa, Arthropoda, Insecta, Ephemeroptera, Baetidae. Bases 327 to 3716 code for a protein of 1129 amino acids. The transcript is spliced from 20 exons.
CAUCAGCACAAGCACAGACCGGCAACAUUGUGAAGUAGUGAUGUGCACUGUGUUUCCCGCUCGAAAUUUCGUAGCAGAUGAGAGCAAGCCAGCAAGAGGCAAGAGCAUCGAAUUUGAGCAGGUCGCUCAGCACAUGGAUUUUUGAAGUGGUUUACGAAUUUGGAUUUUCGAUUCGGACUCUGCUGGAUCAUUGCUCGACUCGACAGCUCUUUUCAAGUUUCUGCGUACAAAUUUCAAACCAAAGCAUCAAUCAUCCUGCCCAAAGACUGGAAGAUUUUGAGAAGAGAUCGAGAAAAUUGCCUUCGCCCUUUCGCUGAUGAGGUGAAAUGGCAGAACCACAAAAAGCCGUCGGUCUUCGAAAAAGACGAAAUUCUGGAGUUGCGUCAUCUUCAACUGCCGUCUCGAAGAAACAAAAAGAUGGCUUAUGUUCUGAAUGUGGUGCUGACUUGGCUCUCGCAGAAGCAAUUUCUGUAGAGGGUGAGGGUGAUGAUGAAGUUAUUUCUCUUCACACCUUUUCGUCAAAAGUACCCCCUGAAUCACUUCAUCCAUUCAGUGAUGAUGAGUUGCCUUACUUCAGUAUUGAAAAUGUCAGAUUUUUCUGCGGAAAUUUCCAUAUCUGUGGAUUAGACCAGGGUCUAGUAGAGAAAGAUAGGAUAAUGUACAUGUCUGGAUACUUGCGAGAGUAUAAUCGCUCUGCCCCAACAAACACCACAGAGGGCCCAUUCAUCAACCUGUCCAGCAAAAUCCAUGAGUGGUUCACAAGUGGGCUUGGUUCUUCAGAGAUCUUCUUGAAUGUGUUUACUGAGUAUGGCCAUUACAAAAUCCUCUCCUUUGACACAAAGACUGAGCCAUUGGUCAAGAAAACUCUAAACAAGAUUUACUGGGCCAAUCACUUUUUAAGAUCCUUGACGACCAUGGAUGGCACAACUCUCGAUGAAAUGAUCGGGAAUUUUUCCCCUACAGGACCAAUGGCUCACCUGCUGGAUAUGCCAACUAUCGAAGAUUUCGAAGAGAAUGGUCUGUUUAUCUACGAUCAGAUCGAGAAUUACGUACUCGAACCAAAUGAAGAUGGCAGCGACGAUGCCCAUCUUUUGGAACAAGAAAGCUUUAAGGCAUUCUGCGACUUAGCUGCACUGACUUUCAAACGGAAAAAGAAGAAGAAGAAGAAUCGAAAUUUUAGGAUAGAAAAAGUGCCAAUGAGCACCAAAGCUACCAACACUCCCCUAGUCUAUGAAGUCUUCUCUAGGACAUUAGGGGAAACAAAGGAGAUGCACCAAGAGAAAGAGAAUGUUUUCAGCAAAGUGAACACAAAGGUUUUCAGCAAAUUGGACAAACCUGGUAAAAUCAGAGAUGCAUCUGUGCAGUUACCAACAGACUUUGUCAUGUUUACGAAUGAGAAGUCCCUUAAAUAUGGGGGAACAGAGUUGAAAGCACCUUAUGUCGGGCGUGUCAUUGGCAAAAAUGGUGACUUCUGCCAUAUCCAGCUGUUCAUGAAAAGCUCGAAAUCCUUUUUGGGAGAAAUUGCUGAGAAAGAGGAAUAUUUUGGAACUCGUUGGUGCGCUGAUGUUCCAAAUUCAAAUAUCAUCACCCACCUGCCACAACUGAAACACAAGACUGAUUUCGAUACACAGAUGAACAAAAGUGGAAUGGAGUUUUACCAAAUGAGGUAUGAUGCAGAGAGUGGAGCCUUAACAUAUCUGGAACCAAGAAUGGGGCCUAAUUGUGAUUUGUGCGAAGAAAAGAAGAAAAUAGGAUUAGAACAGAUGGUCCAGUUGAAAAGCUUCGGCUUUGAGUACAAAGGAAACACUUACGGUGUUGGUUCAUAUGCUCUUACCAAGAGACUUGCCUCUCCUAUCCCUGACCAAAAUCCAGCCAAAACGGACAAAACAAGACGUUUUAACGGUUUUGACCCUAAGUUGUGUCCAGAGAUGUACCGUCUGGCCAAGAGUAGAACUGUGGAGAAAGAAUUCUCGGUUUUAGGAGUUUGUGAGAUUUUGGAGUAUACAACCAAAGGGAACAAAGUACCACUCCAAGCUAAGGAUGUGAAGCUGAAAGUUAGGAUUUUUAGAAGACCGAGCGAAACGAAUAAUACAAGUUGUCCCCAUGAGCUGUACUACACAGAAGAGAAGAAAUAUAUCUUGGCAGAUGAGAUCUAUGGUCCAGCCUUUGUGGCUUACGAAGGUCGCCUGCCUGAUAAAAAUAAAUGGGUUCAGGCAGGUGACAGCAGAUUCUUCUAUUCCAAGGAAUACUCUUUGCAUACCAAAACACCUAAGGAGGUACCUGUUGAAGCAACAAAAUCCAAUGGCUGCAUUGACCUGGAGACACGGAAACCUGUUGGCGCACCAUGUUACAAUUUUCCAACCAAGAAACUAGACACAAUGGACCUCUUCUCUGGGUGUGGCGGUUUCUCAUUUGGGCUACAUGAGGCAGGAUUGUGCAACAGUAAAUGGGCUGUCGAGUUUGACCCUCAUGCUGCCCAGGCGUACAGUAAAAACUUCCCACAUGCAACAGUUUUCAACGAAGAUGUGAAUCUGAUGUUGGCCAACAUGAUGGAGGGGAAGAGUAAGAACUCCAAAGGUCAAGCAUAUCCAAGAGAGGAUCAAGUGCAGAUGAUUGUGGGAGGUCCACCGUGCCAAGGAUUCUCAAACAUGAAUCAGUAUACCAAAGGACAGGCAGCUUUGUUCAAAAACUCUCUGGUGUCUACUUACUGCAGCUUCCUUGAUUUUUUGAGGCCAAAGUACUUCAUUUUUGAAAACGUGAAGAACUUUGCUUCUGCUCAGCAGAGUAGAUAUCUGAAGACAGUCAUUGCAUGCUGCUUGAAGAUUGGCUAUCAAGUGCGAUUUGCUAUACUACAAGCAGGGGCGUACGGAGUGCCACAGGCUCGCCAGAGGAUCAUUAUCCUGGGUGCUCUCCCUGGCAACAAGCUGCCUCAUUUCCCCAAAAUAACUCAUGUUUUGAACCACAGGACGCACACUCUCACUGUGGAAGGCCAGCUGAUUACAGAUGGCACAACCAUCGUCAGCCAAAAGUGCAGGGACGCACCGUUCAGAUCCGUGAAUGUUUAUGAUGCCAUUUCAGACCUACCAGACAUUCCUAGCAAUGGUGAAGAGGACAUAAAAUGCUCGUACUUGCAGUGCAAGUCUACCUUCCAAGCAUAUGCUAGAGAGCAUUCGGAAAAGUUGACGGACCAUGUAACCAGAAAGCUGUCGCCUCUCGACAAAGCCAGGGUAUCUUUGGUUCCUCCCGGAGGCGACUGGCGAUAUCUGCCAAAUAUAGAAGUUAAAUUGUCUGAUGGAUCUAAAACAACCCCUCUCAAGUACAUUCAAAGAAACGGCAUUAAAGGUGUUUGCCCUUGCCAGUUCAGCCAAGAGAAGGGCAAGCAAAAGCCUGAUUGCACAAGAGAAAAGACUAAGACCGUCAUUCCUUGGUGCCUCCCUCACACCGCAGAUAGACACGCUCAAUGGGCAGGAUUGUACGGACGACCAAGCCCAUUUGAGCCAUUCAAGACGACAGUCACUGCUCCUGAGCCAACAGGAAAGCAGGGCACUGUAGUGCAUCCGAAACACAACAGAUGCUUCUCUGUUCGUGAAUAUGCAAGAUCUCAGGGGUUCCCUGACCAUUUUGAGUUUAGUGGACCUCUGGCUGCCAAAUACCGCCAGGUUGGCAAUGCCGUCCCUCCGCUGCUUGCAAAGAAGAUCGGCUUGUAUUUUCCUUAAGCUGAGGACUGAAGCAGGCUGUAGAUCCGUAAUAGGUAUUUCCUCUUAAUUAAUUACCUUGAAAUGUCUGCUCAGGAAAAAGUUAGAUGAGUGCUCUAUAAGAGGAUCUGACUGAAUAGUCAUUAUGAAAAUUCUUGGUAUUUAUAUAAUAUAUGCUCAAUUAAAACAAGAUGAAAAAUUUUCUUUAUUAAUUGCAUUGUUAUUAAGGCCUAUGAACCUGUCAUUACUUGCUUGGGAUAAAUAAAAACAUUUAAUUCUAACAGCUAGCAGUCGAUUUUUAAUUUUUUGAGAAUCUGAUUUUAAAUAUUUGAACUUCUAUGAAAA